UCGGGGGACUCCUCCCGACUGACGUCUGUUGAAUCGAGAGAUCGCCCGCCGCCGCCGGUCUUACAGGUUACAGCCUCAAGAUAUCACCCCGUCCCGUCCCUCCCGCCUCACCUAGCGAGACGCGCCCGGCGACUCCCCCUCGGCCCCGUCCACGGCGAUAGGUCGCCGGGCUCGCCGUCCUGCCUCGUUGCUGCCUCCGUGGCUCCGUUGCUCCCUGCCCACUUGGCGACUCCCACUUCCAAAUUCCAAUCGUUAAUUGUUGGCAUCCAAGCUUGGCGUGCAAGAGGAAUCUGCAGAUGUUGAUGUUCGCAUACAAGCAUGCAGGGGGGAACGCUGCAGGGUGUGGACUUGGUUGUUCAUGCUGCUAGACCUUUUUCAAAGGGAGGCUGAGUGUGUUGCUUUUGACAUCCUGCGUCCACUGGUCUGUUCACCCAUGGACAGCUUCAGGCAUGCACAAGUACAGCCGUCUCCUGUGGCACCGUUUCAGCAACCGUGCUAUUUUAUCAUCACUGAAAGCGAAUCAUCUGCUUGUGGUGAAUUUUGGCACUCAUCCACCACCCACGAGAUCAAGAAAGCAUGUGGGUCGUGACAUCCAUGAUGCACUGAGAGUUCUGCUCCUCAUUCCAGGUAAGGCUUUUAAUGGCAAAGCAGAAGGUCCGUCCCAUAGCCGCCUUAUCAACGACUGUAUGCACGACAUCUUGGGAGUUCAGUCCGAAAAUCAUGGUAUGCAUAAUGGAAAGGCGCAAUUUGUUAGCGCAAGCAGUAACCCGACACUACCUGACAUCAUUGAUUUGCGUGAUAUCUCUGCUUGUUAUUCCAUGAAUAAAUUCAAAAAGGAAAACAAAUUUAUGCUACUUGCUGAGAUGCGUAGGAGAGGAAUAAGUGCAGAUGUAUCUAUUUUCGCAUCUGCCAUAAGUUUUUGUGCUGUUAAGCAAUCCAUCAGGGGAGGUGGACAGCUCCAUGCUCUGCUGGUGAAAGUUGGUUAUGACUUGGCUGUCCUUUCUGGUACCUCUUUGAUCAGCUUAUACGCAAGAUGUUAUCAAUUGGAGAAUGCUUAUCAGGUUUUUCAGAACAUGCCAGUUAGAAAUGUUGUUUCGUGGACAGCACUCAUUUCUGGUUAUGCCCAGGAUAAUCAGGUUGAGCCAUGCCUCCAGGUGUUUCAGUUGAUGAGGCAGUCUGCAUGCAGACCUAAUGACAUCACAUUUGCCACUAUCUUCAGUGUUUGCACAAAUCACGCCCUUCUUGGACUUGGCAGAAGUGUUCAUGGUCUAGAACUGAGAAUGGGUUUUGAUUUGUGUGUGCACAUCUUGAAUGCACUGAUAUCAAUGUAUGCGAAGUGUGGGAGUAUAGAUGAGGCCCAGUUUAUAUUUCAGAGCAUUGCCUGCAAGGACCUAGUUUCUUGGAACUCCAUGAUCUUUGGAUAUUCACAGUAUGGCCUUGCAGAGCAUUGCCUAAAAUUACUGAAAGAAAUGGAAAAGGAACACAUAGUGCCAGAUGUAAUCUCCUUCCUCGGCAUCCUGUCAUCAUGUCGGCAUGCAUGCCUUGUCGAGGAAGGACGGCGCUGCUUCAAGGCAAUGCUGAAACUUGGAAUAGAACCAGAGUUAGAUCACUACUCGUGUAUGGUGGACCUCCUCGGCCGGGCAGGAUUGCUUGAUGAAGCGUGUGAUUUGAUCCAUACAAUGUCUAUGACUCCAAAUGCAGUCAUAUGGGGCUCUCUACUGUCUGCCUGUAGGAUGUAUGGAAACAUUCCUAUUGGCAUCCAUGCUGCAGAACAUCGUCUUAAGCUGGAGCCGAGUUGUGCUGCCACUCAUGUACAGUUAGCAAAUCUAUACGCCAGCAUUGAUUGCUGGAGUGAUGUGGCCAGAGUGAGGAAGAUGAUGAAGGAGAGAGGACUGAAGACGAACACUGGGUGCAGCUGGAUAGAAAUUGGCAGUAAGGUUUAUACUUUCACAGCAGAAAACAGAUCAAAGAGCCAAGUAAACAAUGUCCUGUCUGUUCUUGACUGCCUGCAAUCUCAUAUGGAAUACAAGUAUGAUGUGAUGAUAGAUGUUUCUUGAGUUUGAUGACCCUGAACAUUUCUUUGAAUAAAUAUUACGAGACUAUAUAUUGACAUAGCCAUGUGUACAUGGAGAUUGAAGAGUCAGUUCUAUAGAAAAAACAUGACUCGCACCUCAGAGAUUUGUGCUAUGAUUCAUCUGAUUUCCUGCCUCAAAAGUGUUUAAAAUAGUACAGCAUUACCACUGAGUUUCCCACCUAGCACUGAUUUGAAUUUUGAUGUUCAGUCAGUGUAGCCUUAUACACACUUGAUGACUAUUAGAUGUAAACUGAAAUCUCAUAAGACAAGGUUGGAAGGUUUUAUUUUA
Molecule: messenger RNA, 2363 nt
Organism: Brachypodium distachyon (stiff brome)
Lineage: Eukaryota; Viridiplantae; Streptophyta; Magnoliopsida; Poales; Poaceae
Product: pentatricopeptide repeat-containing protein At2g37320
Exons: 3
Coding region: 450-2057 (535 amino acids)
Biological process (GO): RNA modification
Molecular function (GO): protein binding; RNA binding
Source: RefSeq, a predicted model, not a curated record